AUGCCUUCAAUCUCAACAAAUAUCAUUCUAGCCUUCAUUACUGCCCUCCUAGGUAUAUUAAUUUUCCGAUCUCACUUAAUAUCUUCACUACUAUGCUUAGAAGGCAUAAUAUUAUCCAUAUUUAUUUUAAGUACCCUUACUAUUCUUAGCCUACACUUUACAACAUCUUUUAUAAUACCCAUCCUACUCCUAGUAUUCGCAGCCUGCGAAGCAGCUGUAGGUCUAGCUCUACUAGUUACAGUAUCCAACACCUACGGCCUAGAUUAUAUCCAAAAUCUAAAUCUCCUCCAAUGCUAA
Molecule: messenger RNA, 297 nt
Organism: Lemur catta (Ring-tailed lemur)
Lineage: Eukaryota; Metazoa; Chordata; Mammalia; Primates; Lemuridae
Source: the annotation of a RefSeq genome assembly